AUGGCUAAUGGGAUUGCUGAAUCAUUUAACUCUUGGAUUGCAAUUGAGCGUUUGAUGCCAGUCUAUUGUAUGCUGGACCAGACAAGAAUUAAACAAAUGGAGAUGGCCGGUAAGAGGAGGGAAGAGGCAGAACGUUGGACCACAGAACUAACUCCCAAAAUGGAGGAAAGAUUGAAGGUGCAAAUGGAGAAAUCUCGUCGUUUCAGUGUCCAUUAUUCUAGCCCUGGAGUUUAUGAGGUUCGAUCUGACUUUUCAUAUGUAGUCAACAUCUCCGAUCAUUCAUGUUCAUGUGUGAAAUGGCAGAUCAAUUGUUUUCCUUGUCCUCACGGCCUUGCUGCAUUACAGGCUGCUUCUGUAAAUGUAUAUGAUUAUAUUGAUAAGUACUUUCAGGUUGAUAUGUUCAAGAAGAGCUACAGUUUUCCUAUAUGUCCGAUAACCAAUGUUGAUAUGUCUUCUUCAGAAUCUGCUUCUGAAUGUAUAUUACCUCCCCUUUCGAAGAGGCCCCCCGGGAGGCCUAGGGUGAAGCGGUUCAAGUCGGUUGGAGAGGCUGAAAAGAAGCUGAUUCGUUGUGGUCGUUGUGGCAAAAUGGGCACUCAUAACAAGUUGAGCUGCACUGAACCUCUCGUUCAGCAGUAG
Molecule: messenger RNA, 636 nt
Organism: Rosa rugosa (rugosa rose)
Lineage: Eukaryota; Viridiplantae; Streptophyta; Magnoliopsida; Rosales; Rosaceae
Exons: 1
Coding region: 1-636 (211 amino acids)
Molecular function (GO): zinc ion binding
Source: RefSeq, a predicted model, not a curated record